CUGGCGCGCCUGCGCCCUGCCGCCGGCCCCUCGCCGUGAGGAGGAGGAGGUGGAGGAGGAGGCGGCUCGGGGAGAUCGAGCAGCGAGCUGGAUCGCGGAGCGUGAGUGAGGGAGCCUAGCCGCUUGCCCGCCCGCCCGCCCGCCACCGCCACCGCCGCCGCUGCCUCCCCUCCGUAAGCAGGAGCCCGGGCCGGGGCCCGGCACGCCGCCCGCCCCCCCACCACAGCCCCUCCCUCGUCGUCAGGCCGCGAGGGCAGCGCGCGCGAGCCCAGGGGGAGGGACAGCGAGCGAGCGAAAGAGCGCCGGGAGGAGGCGGCCGGACCGAGCGAGCGCCCGCGCGUGUGGCGUGAGGGGAAGCCGCUGCCCGCCCCCCCCCUUCGCCUUCCCUUCUCUCCCCCUCCCCGCUCCCCCCCCGACCGCGGAGCAGCACCAUGUCGGCGCCGGCGGCCAAAGUCAGUAAAAAGGAGCUCAACUCCAACCACGACGGGGCCGACGAGACCUCAGAAAAAGAACAGCAAGAAGCAAUUGAACAUAUUGAUGAAGUACAAAAUGAAAUAGACAGACUUAAUGAACAAGCCAGUGAGGAGAUUUUGAAAGUAGAACAGAAAUAUAACAAACUCCGCCAACCAUUUUUUCAGAAGAGGUCAGAAUUGAUCGCCAAAAUCCCCAAUUUUUGGGUAACAACAUUUGUUAACCAUCCACAAGUGUCUGCACUGCUUGGGGAGGAGGAUGAAGAGGCGCUGCAUUAUUUGACAAGAGUUGAAGUGACAGAAUUUGAAGACAUUAAAUCAGGUUACAGAAUAGAUUUUUAUUUUGAUGAAAACCCUUACUUCGAAAAUAAAAUUCUCUCCAAAGAAUUUCAUCUGAAUGAGAGUGGUGACCCAUCUUCAAAGUCCACUGAAAUCAAAUGGAAAUCUGGAAAGGAUUUGACGAAACGAUCAAGUCAAACACAGAAUAAAGCCAGCAGGAAGAGACAGCAUGAGGAACCAGAAAGCUUCUUCACCUGGUUUACUGAUCAUUCUGAUGCAGGUGCAGAUGAAUUAGGAGAGGUCAUCAAAGAUGAUAUUUGGCCAAAUCCGUUACAGUACUACUUGGUUCCUGACAUGGAUGAUGAGGAAGGGGAAGGAGAAGAGGAUGACGACGAUGAUGAAGAGGAGGAAGGAUUGGAAGAUAUUGAUGAAGAAGGGGAUGAGGAUGAAGGUGAAGAAGAUGAAGAUGAUGAUGAGGGGGAGGAAGGAGAGGAAGAUGAAGGAGAAGAUGACUAAUGGAACACUGAUGGAUUCCAACCUUUUUUAAUUUUCUCCAGUCCCUGGGAGCAAGUUGCAGUCUUUUUUUUUUUUUUUUUUUCCUCCUCUUGUGCUCAGUCGCCCUGUUUUUGAGGUCUCUUUUCUCCUUUAUACCAUGGUUCACAACUUAUUUGGGGAGGGGGGAAAUAUCUUGAGCAGAAUUCAGUGGGAAAAGAAUCUCUACCCCUUUCUGUUUCAAAUUCAUUUUUAUCCCUUCCUGUCUCAACAAAAACUAUGGAAUCAACACCACCAUGCUCUGUGGGAAAAAAAGAAAAACCUUCUGCUCCCUUAGCUCUGCUGGAAGCUGGAGGGUGCUAGGCCCCUGUGUAGUAGUGCAUAGAAUUCUAGCUUUUUUCCUCCUUUCUCUGUAUAUUGGGCUCAGAGAUUACACUGUGUCUCUAUGUGAAUAUGGACAGUUAGCAUUUACCAACAUGUAUCUGUCUACUUUCUCUUGUUUAAAAAAAGAAAAAAAAAACUUAAAAAAAUGGGGUUAUAGAAGGUCAGCAAAGGGUGGGUUUGAGAUGUUGGGUGGGUUAAGUGGGCAUUUUGACAACAUGGCUUCUCCUUUGGCAUGUUUAAUUGUGAUGUUUAACGGACAUCCUUGCAGUUUAAGAUGACACUUUUAAAAUAAAAUUCUCUCCUAAUGAUGACUUGAGCCCUGCCACUCGAUGGGAGAAUCAGCAGAACCUGUAGGAUCUUAUUUGCAAUUGACAUUCUCUAUUGUAAUUUUGUUCCUGUUUAUUUUUAAAUUUUUCUUUUUGUUUCACUGGAAAGGAAAGAUGAUGCUCAGUUUUAAACGUUAAAAGUGUACAAGUUGCUUUGUUACAAUAAAACUAAAUGUGUACACAAA
This is a messenger RNA of Cervus elaphus (red deer), 2136 nucleotides long. It is a transcript of the gene SET, whose product is annotated as SET nuclear proto-oncogene. The record is from RefSeq and is a predicted model, not a curated record. Gene Ontology annotation, molecular function: histone binding; chromatin binding. Gene Ontology annotation, cellular component: nucleus; chromatin. The transcript has 8 exons. Gene Ontology annotation, biological process: nucleosome assembly. The coding region runs from base 432 to 1265 and encodes 277 amino acids. Lineage: Eukaryota; Metazoa; Chordata; Mammalia; Artiodactyla; Cervidae.